UAGUAUGAGUUAGUGACCCGUGAGUCCGCCGAGUCAAAAAUCGUUCCAGUCAUAUUCUGUACACAGAGCAGAAGAAUCAGAGCAAAUAGUACAAUACAAGAGGCGGGAAAGAGAGAGUAGUGAGAGAGAGAGAGUAGUGAGAGAGCGAGAGAGAUGAAGGAGAGAGGAGGGAAAGGAGAACCGCCAUCGGUGGACGAGAGGUAUUCUCAGUGGAAGUCUCUCAUCCCAGUCCUCUACGAUUGGCUCGCCAACCACAAUCUCGUCUGGCCAUCUCUCUCUUGCCGAUGGGGUCCUCAGCUCGAGCAAGCAACUUACAAGAACCGUCAGCGUCUCUACCUAUCGGAACAGACUGAUGGUAGUGUUCCCAAUACGCUUGUCGUUGCAAACUGUGAAGUUGUUAAACCCAGGGUUGCUGCUGCAGAGCACAUAUCACAGUUCAAUGAAGAGGCACGUUCUCCCUUCGUAAAGAAGUUUAAGACCAUUAUACAUCCUGGAGAGGUGAACCGAAUCAGGGAACUUCCGCAAAACACCAAGAUAGUGGCCACACACACCGACAGUCCUGACGUCCUCAUUUGGGAUGUUGAAACUCAACCUAAUCGUCAUGCUGUCUUGGGAGCUUCAGAUUCUCGUCCAGACUUGGUGUUGACUGGUCAUCAAGAUAAUGCAGAAUUUGCUCUUGCAAUGUGCCCGGUUGAGCCUUUUGUGCUCUCUGGAGGAAAGGACAAAUCAGUGGUUUUAUGGAGUAUUCAAGAUCACAUCUCCACCUUGGCAACAGAUGCAGGGUCCACAAAAUCUCCAGGAUCCGGCGGUGCCAACAUUAAACCCACCUCCAAGACUGGCGGGGGUAAUGAUAAACUUGCAGACAGCCCUACAAUUGGACCACGAGGUAUCUACCAAGGCCAUGAGGAUACUGUGGAGGAUGUUCAGUUCUGCCCUUCAAGUGCGCAGGAGUUUUGUAGUGUGGGUGAUGAUUCUUGCCUUAUAUUAUGGGAUGCAAGGACUGGCUCUACUCCAGUCGUCAAGGUUGAGAAAGCUCAUGAUGCCGACCUUCACUGUGUUGAUUGGAAUCCUAAUGAUGUAAAUUUCAUUUUGACGGGGUCAGCUGAUAAUUCUGUUAAGAUGUUUGACCGCCGAAACCUCACUUCUGGAGGAUUAGGGUCACCUAUCCAUAUAUUCGAGGGUCACAAUGCUGCUGUCCUCUGCGUACAGUGGUCUCCAGACAAGUCAUCUGUCUUCGGAAGUUCAGCAGAGGAUGGCAUCCUGAACAUAUGGGAUCAUGAGAAGAUUGGUAACAAGCAAGACAAUAUUGGGGCAGGAGUGCCGAGUUCUCCACCAGGCUUAUUUUUCCGACAUUCUGGGCACCGGGAUAAGAUUAUUGACUUCCAUUGGAAUGCGUGUGAUCCAUGGACGAUUGUUAGCGUGUCUGAUGAUGGUGAAAGUACCGGCGGGGGUGGUACACUGCAGAUAUGGCGGAUGAUUGACUUGAUUUACAGGCCAGAAGAGGAGGUCCUAACGGAGCUGGAUAAGCUUAAAUCUCACAUUCUUACAUGUACCUCUUGAUGCAUACGAAAGCAAACCUAGAUAAUGGAAGUAGGAAAACCCUCCAGCUUUUAAUCCUGAUGUACUUGGUAUUGCAAAGACUAGGAUAGUCGUCAAAUUAGUUCAUAGAGGUCUAGUUUGUGUUUGGUCCUUUUAGAGUUGGUAACAGUGUUUCAUUUUGGGGCGCUAUUGUCGGACAUAUUGGCCCCUCCAGAAUUGAAGAUUUAGGUUGUCACAAACUUCAUUUUGCUGUCUUCGAGGCUGUGUCCUCGAGUGUCUGCACCAUUUGGAAUGUGCUUUUGCGGCUUGAUAUGGGAAGAUAGUAUUCUGACUAGUUAUGUUCUCCUCAUGACUUAUAUGUGGAUCUUAGGUAUGCGAUCCUAAUGAAUCUGUCUCAAUUUUACAUAA
Messenger RNA from Cornus florida, 1947 nucleotides. Its product is annotated as WD-40 repeat-containing protein MSI4-like. Gene Ontology annotation, molecular function: histone binding. NCBI's taxonomy places the organism in Eukaryota, Viridiplantae, Streptophyta, Magnoliopsida, Cornales, Cornaceae. Gene Ontology annotation, cellular component: nucleus. The transcript is spliced from 15 exons. The record is from RefSeq and is a predicted model, not a curated record. Gene Ontology annotation, biological process: regulation of gene expression. Bases 154 to 1560 code for a protein of 468 amino acids.